Messenger RNA from Schistocerca nitens (vagrant locust), 4143 nucleotides. RefSeq names its product beclin-1-like protein (gene Atg6). NCBI's taxonomy places the organism in Eukaryota, Metazoa, Arthropoda, Insecta, Orthoptera, Acrididae. The transcript has 8 exons. Gene Ontology annotation, cellular component: phosphatidylinositol 3-kinase complex, class III, type II; phagophore assembly site; phosphatidylinositol 3-kinase complex, class III, type I. The record is from RefSeq and is a predicted model, not a curated record. Gene Ontology annotation, biological process: autophagy; cellular response to nitrogen starvation; autophagosome assembly. The coding region runs from base 294 to 1595 and encodes 433 amino acids.
UAGCAGACGAUCUAGGCAAUUAAUGAGUCAUAUUUUUUACUGUUUGUCAGGGAAUUUCAAGCUAUAAAUGACACAAAAUACAUUUGUAACCUACGAAAUAUAUAAAACGCUCAUAUUAUCAAACGCGGAUAAAAACUGUGUGCUGGCAGUACUAUAUGGUGAAUUAUUUAAGACGCACUGUAGAUUUUGAAGGUCACCAUUGUUUGGAUGUUGACAGUUUUCGCUAGAAUGUUGGACUGGUCGAACUGCGGACAGUGAACCGUUAAGUUCUGUAGGGAUGCGAAAGCUAUUAAAUGGAUGCAGUAGCUAUGGUUGAACCAAAAUGCAGUGUAAGCUUUGUCUGUCAAAGAUGCCUGCAACCUGUAAAAUUGGAUUCUUCCUUCAACAGUUUAGGAGAACAUACACUGGCUGAAUUAUCCUUACCAAUCCAGCCAGCACCAGAAGUAGAUUUGGAAACCCAUGCAGCGAGUCUAGAUCGGUACGUACCAGCGGUCAGACUCACUGAGUCGGGCAAUGGUGCUAACGGGUUUAUGCUUAUUGAUGACGAAGGUGAAAAGGAGAGCCUGAGUCACAAGAUGAGGGUAACAGCCGGUCUCUUUGACCUGCUGUCAAGUAAUUCAGAAAUUGAUCAUCCUCUAUGUGAAGAGUGCACUGAUGCAUUGCUGGAUCUUCUUGACCAGCAGUUGAGGCUCACAGCUGAAGAAUGGAAUGAUUAUAGCAGCUUUUUAAAGAGGUUGGAGGCUGAAGAUGAAGAACAGAACUUAGAUGAAUUGGAAAAAGAACUAGAAGCACUGAAAGCAGAAGAGGGGCAGUUGAUGGAGAGUCUUGAAGAUCUGCAAGAGCAAGAACGCAAAGUACGAGCAGCUUUGGCUGAACAAGAGCGUGAGACAGAGAGGCUUGAUCGUGAAGAAGAGCGUUAUUGGAGGGAGUACAUAAGGCAUCGUAGAGAACACCUUCUUAUGGAGGACGAGUAUCACAGCCUGGAAUGUCAGCGAACAUAUGUACAAGCACAGUUGGACAAACUGAAAAAAACAAAUGUUUUCAAUGCCACGUUCCAUAUAUGGCAUUCAGGGCAUUUUGGUACAAUAAAUAAUUUCCGGCUGGGGCGACUGCCAAGUGUCCCUGUUGACUGGAGUGAAAUCAAUGCUGCAUGGGGACAAACUGCUCUUCUGCUAGCAGCUCUGGCACGCAAAAUGAAUCUCUCAUUCAAGGAGUACAGGCUUGUACCUUAUGGGAAUCAUUCUUAUAUUGAGGUAUUGAAGGACAAUAGAGAACUGCCUCUGUAUGGCUCUGGUGGUUUCCGUUUCUUAUGGGACACAAAAUUUGACUCUGCAAUGGUUGCAUUCCUUGAUUGUCUACAACAGUUCAAGGAACAAGUAGAGAAAGGAGAUUCAGGUUUCUGCUUACCUUAUCGUAUGGAGAAGGGAAGGAUAGAAGAUUCUGCCACUGGAAAUUCCUACAAUAUAAAGAUUCAGUUCAACUCUGAAGAGCAGUGGACAAAGUCUCUUAAGUUCCUCUUGACCAAUCUGAAGUGGGGCCUUGCGUGGGUUAGCUCACAGUUUACAAAAGAUGAAGCAGAAGCCUCCCAACGUUAAUCAUUGUAUUGCGGCGUGCAGUGUGAGCUAGUCAUGAUGUGUGUGUGUCCGCAUUUAAACGCUGAAGCCUUUUGGCAUUUUUUAACUUACCUAUACACCAUAUAGGAAGUGACUGAAAUGGAUCUUUGGACCCAUCUCCUUGUAUAAAUUCAAUGGGCACCUGUGUUGUUACAACUUGGCUUAUGUCUUUCAUAAUGAAUGUAUCUUUUUCUCGAAGUGUAUAAUAUGUAUUCAUAAAACAGAGAUGUCACAAGGAUGCCAUGAUUUUUAACAGAAAAUGUCAUUGGAGUGUGUUAAAAUUUAUUUCAGUGUGUUCUUUUUGCGAUGAGCGUAUUUUGACACGUUUUGUACUCCUCCCUUUUUAAGUAUAAGAAUGAAGUGAAAAAUAUUGUUUGAUCUCAGUCAAUUUGCUUUUUUGUUGAGUGACUAAUGUGUAUAAUAUAGUAUUGGUUCUUCAUUCAUGUUUAGGCUAAGAAUAAGGUAAACAGAAUAGAACUGGAAAUGGUGGAAUGCUGUGUGAGAAUAGCUAGUUAUUUAUGUUUUGUUCCUGUAAUGAUAAUAUACAGAUAUACUGCCAUAGGAAGUGUGUGCAUCUGUUGCAGAAAGCUAUAAAGAAAAUGGGACCAAGAAGUUCAAAGAUCCAUCAGUGAGUGAAACACAGCUUUCACCAAGUAUAGAAAUUCGAUGCAAUGGUGGUUUGUGGAUUGCUUGAAGGAAGAUGUUAUCACACUCAUUGAAAAUAACAUACGAAACUGCUCAUGAAACACAACCUGGAUUAGAUGCCCCACUUUCUCAUCAUCCCCUCCACACGCACACUUUUCCCCAACCCUGCCCUUCUAUGCAAAAAAAAGUAUGCACACUCAGUGUUGACUAUAAGCUAAAGCUCUAUCUUUUCUUUUGGCAAACAUUUUUUCCAUAUAUGUAAAUUGUGUCAAGACAGUCCAGGAAUUGUUUUAGUCAAAUGUUUGAUAGAUAGUUAUAUUUAUAUCAUCAUCAUUACAGUAAGGUUAAAGAAAUCACUCAUUGUAUAGUCGAGGUAUUGAGGAGUAUAUAGGAUAAAAAAUAAAAAUAACACACACACACACACACACACACACACACACACAGGAGAGGGAAAGACGAGGGGGGGGGGGGGGAGACUGUACGUAUUUAUAACACAGCGCCUCAGUUGCGUGGUGAGUGAUUACCUUCACUCCUCCAUUGUCUCUAUUCCAAUUAUGGCUUUUCAGUAUCUAACUUUUAGUGCUCUCAUCCAGUAUACUCCUUCACUAAUUGAUUACUUUCCUUGUUCAGUAUACUAAAUCUUGAGAUUCAUUUCAGAGUCUUUAACUUACAAUUGUUUCUAUUCCACAUUCCCCCUACCCUUCUGGAGCACUUGUUCUGGUUACUGUCCAUUCCUUCAUUUUUAUCUAAUCUAAUUUGUGGUACACGUUGGAAAGUUCACAUUAAAAUAAUUUAAUUUCAGGUAAAACUGGUGGUCAACUUUCAGGGCAGUUGGGUGUGAUAGAUAUGGCACUGACCGGAAAUGAAGGAUAUUAUGUUGUACAAUUGAUCAGCUGUCUUCUGCCAGACACAACAGCUGAUUCAGAAUACACUCUUUUGUGUACAGUCUUCAUCUCAUAUAUACAUAAAAAUUGCAUUGAAACGCGAAUAACUUAAACAAGACAAUCAGUGAAUAUUUAACCACAAUCUUCUCUUCUUCCCACAUCCUCCCCUUCCCCCCUCCCCCCUCAAAAUUCAAUGUACCAAUCCUUUUCUAGCAAUAGGAUAAUCUGCUGUACUGAAACUAUUUUAUAAACUUGAAAUAUGCCAAUUCCAAAUAACAUUUCCUCAAGUAUUGUUAGUGUAUGUGAAGGAAGCUAUUAACAAUGGCACAAUGAGUCAUAGCUCAAGCCAACUAAAUGUAUAUUUUGGUAACUAUAACUGUGGCAUCCCAUGUAUUUGAGUUGGUGGUUGCUUCCAGACACAAUUCUCUGAAAUCCUAUAUAAUGGAAUCUAGGUAUCUGUCUGUUUUUUGUGCCUUACCCCUUCAUCCCUCCCUCCCCCCCCCCCUACCCUUUCCCUUUUAAAUUGAAAUAAGUACAGUUCUGUUGCGAAUAUAUGACAGAAAUUUCCUGUUCACGGAACUAGUUGGAAAUCGCAUUCUGAGCUUGCCUAAAGAUUGGGGUAAAAAUGUAAGUCAGUUUAUCUUAAUAGAUACUUCCUAACAAUGUCCUGAAAAAAUUAUUCAUAUAGAGCAUAAUUAAUGGUAUCAUGUUACACUGUCAUAAUUAUUUAAUGAUUAUUCUGUUCAAGAGGUAGUUGCAUUCUGUUCUGUGUGUUCAUUUGCCUUUAUUUAUUGAAAUGCUUAUAUUCAAAUGAGUUCAUUGUUGUAAUCCUGCUAUGUGUAAUUGAUUUGUUCAGCCUUAUACAAAAUUUUGUGUCUACUAUUAUUCAGAUAUGCUGUAAUAAGUAAAAAGUGGACAACUUUAAAGAGCUAAGAACUUAACAUAAUGGCACUGGUGUGUGUGUGUGUGUGUGUGAGAGAGAGAGAGAGAGAGAGAGAGAG